AGCACGUGAUGCAGAGAUAGUGCCAGUGGAGCCCCGAGCCUGGACCAUUCAGGAUAUGGAACAAUUUCAGCCUCUCCCGACAGAGAGAUUUUAUGGAGAGACUGGGAGGAUCUUUCUGUCCAGCCCUACGUGCUAGAGCAGGUCUCAAGAAACAUGCCUCUCUUUGAAUUUCGAGUGAUGUCUUACAACAUCCUGGCCCAGGACCUGGUGGAACAGGGUCUUGAUCUCUACUUACACUGCCAUCCAGACAUCCUGAACUGGAACUACCGCCUUCCAAACAUUUUACAGGAAAUCCACCACUGGGAUCCUGAUGUUCUGUGUCUCCAGGAGGUACAAGAGAACCAUUACUGGGAGCAGCUGGAACCGACAUUCAGGAUGAUGGGCUUUGCAUGCUUCUAUAAACGGAGAACUGGGAGGAAAACAGAUGGCUGUGCAGUGUGCUAUAAGCAUAGCAAGUUCCAGCUGAUCAGUGUCAGCCCAAUAGAAUAUUUCCGGCCUGGUCUGGAUGUCCUCAAUCGGGAUAACGUGGGCUUGGUGCUUCUACUACAGCCUCUGCUCCCAGAGGGCUUGGAUCUGAAGAUGGCCAGUCCUUUGUGUGUGGCCAACACUCAUGUUUUGUACAAUCCCCGGCGAGGAGAUGUCAAACUUGCGCAGAUGGCCUUGCUCCUAGCAGAGAUCGACAAGAUUGCAAAAACUACUGAAGGCAGCUACUGUCCUGUCAUCUUAUGUGGUGACUUGAACUCUGUACCUGAUUCUCCACUGUACAAAUUCAUCCGAAAUGGUCAGCUUUCCUACCAUGGGAUGCCAGCGUGGAAGGUAUCUGGACAGGAAGACUUUUCCCAACAGUUGCAUCCACGAAAGCUGCUGGCCCCACUGUGGCCAAACUCGCUGGGUGUAACGGACAACUGUCAAUAUGUCUCUCUGUGCCCGUCAAAGAAAGCGGACAGACGUAAGUACAGCCGGGACUUCCUGCUCCAGUUCCAUUUUUGUGAUGUUGCCUGUGAACGACCACCACAGUUGAUCUUCUUGGAAGGUGUGACAGAUGCUAAACCAGACCGUCCUGCACACUGGCCCAAGCAUGCUGCUGUGGUGAAUGACCCUGAUUCCCAGCCCUUCUUCCCAAGGUCUUCAGGUGUUAUUCAGCAUGGUCUCAACCUGACCUCAGUCUACAGCCACUUCCUGCCACAGAGGGGGCGCCCAGAGGUCACAACCAUGCCCAUGGGGCUUGGAGCCACCGUUGAUUAUAUCUUCUACUCAGCAGAGCCUGUGGAGAAUGGGAACAGAGGGGGUCGCAGGCUGUACCAGGAUGGAGCCCUGAAGCUGCUUGGCCGACUUUCCCUUCUCUCUGAAGAUGUCCUGUUGAUGGCAAAUGGCUUACCCAAUCCUUUUUGUUCAUCUGAUCAUCUCUGCUUGCUGGCUAGCUUUGGCUUGGAGAUCUCCAGCCUCAGAGAGGGUUAGUGUUGGUCCCCCUUCCCUAAAGAAAAGCUGUUCUGAAUACAGCAGUUGAAGCUCUGGAUGCAUAAUCUACUUGCAAGAAAACUCUUUUCCUUGUCAUGUCCUAAAAGUCCCCUUCUCCUCUCGUACCCUCACAGAAAAUUGGGGGUGAGAGAGUUGGAGCCUUUUGUGCAUUGCUGUUUCAUGGGCUCUGCAAACCUGAGCUACAUUCCCAGCAGGCUUCCAGUUGUUUUCAGGCUUUAUCAUCUCUUAAAGAGAUCUUUGAAGUUAACUUUCUUGUUUCCCUGCUUCAUUUAGCAGAUGUUCUAGUGCUGCAGGAGCCAACCUAACUUCUACGUUUGCUUGUCCCUAGGUGAGAUCUUCAAGGAGCUGGGCAGUUGAGGGGCAGUGCUGUCUACUUCUAGUUAGUCAAUUGCUGCCAAACAGCUGGGGGUGUAUACACCAAAAUUCUUUCAUGCCAAAACAAUGGUUCUUUUAAUUUGUUAGUGAUAGUUUAUGAAGCAUAGUCUUCCCAUCCACUGGUUGUGGUGUUGCCUUCGAGAACGGUGUCCUGCUGACUGCUUGGAAAUGGCUUUUACCUAAUGAUAGGUAAGGGCUGUCUUUCUGACAGAAGAGUUUGUUUGUGGACUUGAGCAGUUUCAACAAGAAGCUUCUUACUGUGUCUAAAGGACCUGGGAAUGGGCUUGCUGGGAAUGGAGCUGAGGUUCUACAGAACUGUCCUCAGGAGCUCUAGAAACACAGCAAAAGCCUAGAGGCCUUGGGGAAGGCUCCCUUCCUUUUGUGGCAGUCUCAGAACAGUACCUAGUUCCUUUGGCACUAGUAGGAAAAAGAUUUAAGAUUCUCUCAGUGGAUUUCAGGUGGAGAAAAUUGUCCUGUAAGACAUGAGAACCUCAGGAGGCCAUGGCUCUGGGAGGUCCCAAGAGAGAGAUGAAAAUGCUUCAGAGGAAGCAAAGCUGUCAGGUGCAAGAGCUGAUAUUUCUCACUUGUCCUAUUCUUUCUCUGUGCCCUCCUUAUUCCAAUUGACCAGUCAGAGGUCAGAUAGCCAACCUACGGCAUCUUCCUGGUCCAGAUGGAAGUUCAUGCUACUGCUUUCUUCUGGAGCAGGCUGUGUUUAUGUAGGUAGAACCUACAGGACUGACUCCUGUCUCUUGACAGGAGUUGGGAGGGAGGGGAAAGUUGUGUACUUAGAGCCAGAGCAUCAGUCACUUGGAUCCCAGUAUACCUUCGGUGUCCUGUCAGCAUAGUUACUAGUCAGCAGUGGCUUGGUCAGUACGAAAACAGCAGAACUGGAUGUGUUCCUGGGGCAGAUUCUGCAGUUUGGCCUAACUUCUGGUGCUCAGCUUUCCCUGUGAGAGAUGAGUGCAAUACUGGCAGAAGCCCUUUUAACCUUCUGCUCAUAAACGAGGCAGGGAAAUGUGGUUCCACCUCAGUCAGAUUUCUGUGGAAGGGUACAAGAAGACUUGAAAUAUCAUUGCCUUUUCCUGGGUUGUAUUGGGGGAGUUUCAUGUUUUAAAUGUUACUUUCUUAAUCUUAUUCAAAAAUAAAAAAUUUUGUAAUUUAAGAAAAACACAUACUAACUCCAGCACCUUGUGCUCCUGGCAGCUAAACCCUCCAAGGACUUGGAGGAAUGCAGAGCUUUGCAUGGCUCUGUUUGUCUGGCAGUUGCACUAAUUUCUACAAGUACUCUUAUUCUGGUUUUGUUAUUGGUUUUAUUUGCAAGGGGGAGGGGAGGAAAGGGAAAUCUGUGCCACUGCGAGAGCUUUAUUUAUCUGCCACGCUCUUUCCAGGUUGCCAGAAAGCAGCCUGCUUGCAGAUAACACCUACCAGUUGGCAACAUUGGAACAGAAAACUUGGAAGACAUUGAAGGUUCAAAAAAACACCAAAAACAAAACAAAAACCCUAUGCCAGUUCUAGCUGUUGUCACUUACAGCUUUGGCUGCCUGCUUCUGUUGUAACUGCUGGCUAGUUCUGAUAGUCAGUUAAUGCUGGGGGCGUGGGGAGGGAAGCAGCCCUCCUGGCCCCCUAUACAGAGACCCAUAACAUGUACAUAGUACACCAAAUAGCUGAGGGUUGAGUGACAUCUUCUCAGGGCGCUAUUAGGCUGGGCUGGAGGGCACCCUGGUGAGGUUGAUCCCAGCAGAACACGUUUGUUUGCCUAUUCCCAAACCUAUCGUAUCAGACGACUCAGUUGCCCCUGUGCUAGCCCAUGCACCCUGCCAAUCCUGUGACUUAACUGAGGCAUAGGAGUUGUGCUUGAAAACCAGAAGUGCUUCUUCCAUUUUAUUUAAGCCAAAGCAUUAACUUUUCUUUCGGGUAAUGUGCAUGAAGGCAUCUCUCAGGGAGGUUUUCUUUCAUGCCGAUGUAAGCUUCCAACUAUAUUUUGCUGGAAAAUCUAAUAUUCCAGAGGGUCAAAGUAACAUUUUUCUCUUUCAAUAUAUGAAUGCUUGGAAUGGUUGAGUUGUUCUUGCACCGUGGAUGGGGAGUCAUGUGCUAAGAAACCCCAGGACAAUGCCUAUAAGUCUUUCUGAUUCUUCUUGCUGAAGGCUAGAAAGCCCCUGCAGGGUCCUGCAGUUCCUAACGCCUGGCUCACACAUGCUUCCUUGGGCAUUCAUAGGUGACACUAUUUCAGAAAUACAGAACUGUCACUAGUAACUGCAUACACACACCAAGGCAGGGGUGAAGCUGCAUAUGCAGCUUCAGUGUUGAUUGCUGUGAUUGUUUUGAUCACUGUCCCUGUAGCUGUGGUAUAGACUCCUACAUACUUGACCUGUUUCAGGAAAGAAGAAUAUCCAUAUUCUGGAGUAAUUUGGAGAUAACAUCAAAUGGAUGUUGAGACGUGUGAAUGACUGGCUGUUGGGGACUAUAGGGAAAAUUUGGGGUGGUGGGGGAAGAGGUUUCUACCAGUUAAACAGCAACCUGUUUAUAGUUGUAGCGAGAAAAUAAUACACUCUGUGCUGCUUUAAGAAUAGCACACUGCUGCUUUGAGAAUAUAAUAAGAGACCUGGUAAUGAGCAACUUGUGGUGGGAAACAGAAUUAAGAUCCCAGAUGUAGCUCUUAACACUGUUUCCUGACCUAAAUACACAGCUAGUUGUCAUUAACAUAACUUUCUGAUGAAUUACAGAGGGGCCUUAAAUGAUUAUGGAAGUGGAACAAUAGGGUUUUCUGCCACACUCAAAAAGGGAGGGUAUCAUAGAGCUAAAACAGAACCACCUCAUCUUCAGGGUGAUAUAGAUCUUAGGGAGAUUGGUACUUAGGGAAGGGGAUGCCACAGACCACUGGCAACACGCAUACAUACCCUGUUAAUGGUCUGUUAUCAGGAGCAUGCAGCCGUAGAGGCAAACUCAUAUUUGACAAAGUGUAUUCACUAGACUACAGUUCAGAUUGCCCCAUAGCUGCCAAGCUGUGCUCAGUUAUGCUGUUUAGAUAGAAGCUGGAUUUCUUUCACUGUCUCAAAUUCAUAAGUUGUUCAUCACUUCAAGAGGAUGCCCUCUAAAACCAGUUGCUACAAUUACAUAGGACAGAAGGAGGAGUAAACAAUAUAAUUGCUGGUCUUUUCCCAAUAAAUGAGCCUUGGCUGCUGCUUGAGAGCCCUUUUCUUUAUGAAGUCUCUCUCUCCCUCUCGCUCUCUCUCUCACAGCUGUUUUCCCAGGACUGCCAUAUCCAGUUAUCUUUUCAGGUUAGUGAUGUUUAUUUUUUCUGCAGCUGUAUUUCUUUAGUUAUACAGCUGUGGGUGAAUUCCUUAGGGUUGUCUUAUUAUAAACCCAAUAUUUAAAUAUUGUGAAGCCAUAAGAUAGUGGGCUCCUCACCCCUGAAGAACUCCCACUCAGGCAGGAGGGGCAGGAACUCUGAAAACAAUACUGGGGAUUAGAAUAAGUCUUGUUACAUAAAACCAAAAAAAGGUCUAAGAUAUACUGUUGCUGUUAGUGCCCUAUUCACCACCCACUUUGUGAAGCACUGGAGAACUCACUCUCAGAAUUUAUCUGAUCUUGGAUUGUUUCCUUUGAGGAAUAUCUUAGAGGCUUUGAGAGCUGUUCAGCACCUCACAGAUGGUAUCUCUCAGAGCAGAUCAAGGUCUGUUUCCUGCUCCUAAUGAUUUUUGAGACUGUUCAGGGCGACGGUCUGUGGAAACAGUCUGCAAAGCAGGGCUGCGCUACAGUCCUAUUUCUCCUCCCACUGCUACCACCUCACUAAUGAAUGUUAGUGGAAUGUACUGUUAGGCAAAGACAUCCAUGGUUCAUCCAAAUGAAGCUGAAGCCUUUUUGUAGCUCAAAUAGAAGAGGAACACAUACAAACCUUACUGGGAUACCAGCCCCUCUCAGUAGGCUUCCUGUUGUGCAAGUUAAUUGAAUUGCUGCCUACGACAUCCUCCUUACCAGACUAUAGCUGCCUGCGUUUGACUACUUUUCAUGGCUCCAGUACACUGAAAUGCACAUUGUGUAAUUGCUAUUAUCAAACUUACUGCAUUGUGUUUCAAAGUAUGAGAUGUAUGCAUUUCUGUAGAGACCUCACCUGCUGAUAACGUAGAUGACUGACUUCUUAACAUCUGGCAUGCCUCGAGCUCCCUCAGUCAGCUGCACACAUUAGGCAUCUCCUGUAAAGACAAAUCAUCUUCCAGCUGCCACUGAGAAUGUCAUUCUAGUCCCGAAGCUUUUUUUUUUAAUGGCAGAUCUAGGCUGCACAUUAUUGUGCUCCAAGGGAAUAGGAAUGCUGUACAGUGGAGCUGGAAACUUUUUCUUUUUUUUUUUCUUCCUAACUUUUUUAGACAAACACAGUUUUCAAUGUGCUGAUGUGGCAAGUGAGAGACAGACUGGACUAGAAGCUGGCUUGUACUACAGCAGAAGAUGCAUUUUCUGCACCCAGUCUUUCAUACACAAAGGAGAUUUUAACAUCGAGCCCUAGCAAUGCUGUUUAGUUUGAAGGCUGACUCAAUUUUAGGUUGCAUUGCUUUGCUCCUCCUGGAUGGAAAGCCAGCUACAGCAGCCCUAGGUGUAUUCAGUUAUUGGCCACUUCCAGCAGCUGCUCCUGAACUGGGAGUAAAUUAACGCACUAGCUAUUCUAAAGGCUUUCCAAACUGCUCCUUCUCUCCUAUUAAAAAAAAGGUGGGGUAGGAGAUAGGAUAGCAGUUACUCUUUUAUCAAAAUGAAAAUGUAAACCGGAAAAGCUAGCUUAACUGAGUUAGCAGGCCAUUAGAGACUUCAGUUUUCCACGGGAGGUCCUGUGCCUCUUCUGUUCACAAUCUUGCAUUCUGUGCACUGAGAGAAUUCUUUAAGACUUGGUUCUCUCCACCACCACCAUUAAUAUCCUGCAUGCCUCUAGGCAUGUGAGGGCCUUAAAUUUUGCAGUCAUGGGCUUCUCAGCAUGGUAGCUGACAAUACGUGCUUUUUAAAAAAUUAUUACUUUUAUUGAUUCACUGAGUUGUGUGGUUUGUACAGCUUCUUUUCAGUUCUCCUUUCCACCACAAAGGCUUCGCAUUAAGGUCGAAAUAGCAUAGUCUUCAACUGACUUAUAAACCUAGAACUGCAGGAACUGUCAGUAGCAGGGUGAAAGUCUGAUCUAAGAGGAAACACAAAGUCUUUUUAUAUCUCAGCUGUGGACAAGUCACUGCUUUACCUUUCUCGUUCUUUGUCUAGCAAUCAAUCUGACCCAUACUUCUAUAGGGGUUUUACAGGUUACCUGAUUUUUAACAAAAUCAGAUAUGGGGUAGAGGGCAGUCUCAAACAAGCAUCUCUUGUGUUCCUCCACUGAGAUGAAGUAGAGGUUUAUAGAAGCUACAGCAUUUUAGUCUCUUUGCCAGUAUUAUUAAUCUUGAAGUUUUAAUAAGAGGACAUGGAGCAAGAAGCCCUCUACUGCUGAUGAAGUCUAUUGUGAACUUCUGGGCUUGAGCACAGACCUUGCAGGUUUAUGAUGUGGUUACUUUUUUCUUUUGUCUCUUAAUCUCUUAACAUCACCUACCAGGUGCUGUGCAAUUACUUCCCCCCAAGGCAGAAGCUGUUCAUGUAAUUUAACUUAACUAAGCGGGACUGUUGUGUGUGCUACUCUCUUUGGAGGAACGGGGUAGGAGGUGCUUAUUCCUUUCCUGUACGCUUGCAUAAGCUGUAAGCUUGCUUGCCUACAUCCUGGCCUGGUCCCAGCUAUUACUCAUUUCCCAAAGAGACGGGUACGUUAUGCCUGAAAGAUGAUAGCUUAAAUAAAGUUGGAUCCCCCUUGCUGGGGGAAUGCACCAAGUCUUGCAGCUGACCGUCCUUUAUUAACCCAGCAUCUGUCUUGAGAAGACCUGGUGAGGUCAUGAGCCUGGAAUGCCACUAAACUGCUUCUUUUUUUUUUUUUUUUUUAAAAUGGAGUUUAAGUAGAAAAGUGUUUCAGGCCAGGAAAGGAGACUGGAUCAUAUGUUGAAGAUGGUGGAAAUAGAGGCUUGCGUUAACCCUUGGAGUAUUGUGUCAAGAUUGAAAUUCUUAUCACUGUAUCCUGCAGACUUUGUUCCAUCCAGCCUGACUGCUGGCAGUUCAGGAGGAAAAGAUGAGUUUCACCCUUUUUUAGACAGCCACAUGCAUACUUCUUACUCUCCAGCAGCUGACUCUACAUGUACAGAUGUACUCACCUGCUCAGAUGUUUGAAGGAGAAGAAAAUUUCUUCCAUGUCCUCUUUCCAUAAUGUUGUGAGUACAUCUAUACCAUCUGGUACCAAUCUGAUACCAUCAUUCACGACUAUGCCUUUGACUUCUCAACUGACUGACAAAGGGAAAGUUUAAGUCAGGAAGAAAGACAGUACAGACAUCUUGUUUCCUCUGCACAAGCUGAUAGCAGUACAGAGGGAAUUUUAUUGUCUAAGUGUGAAAGGAAGCAGGAAGAAGUAUCAAGGAUUAUGGGAAGUGCAGUAAGAACUAAAUCUAAAUACAGGUUCUGUGUUAGCUACACAAGAACACAGAACCAUGCUGAUUAAUUACAAAAAGACACACAUGAUAUAGUUCAUAAAGAAAGAAACCCUCCAUUUCUUAUUUCUGAGCUGUACCAGUGAUGAGUAUGUGAAUGGUUUUGGAGCACCCUAUCAGUGCUAGAGUAGAAUACUGAUGUGCAUGGAAGGGGACCCUCUGGUCCCACUAGCACCAUCUCAACCCUGACCUGGGGGGAAACUCUGCUCUGCAGAGAUUAUAGGGGAUUUAGUAGCCUUCUUGGCCUAAGUUGAGUUGCUCUUGAGCAGACAGAGCCAGGGCGCACUCUGAAGGAGAGUGGCUGUGAUACAAGUAAA
Messenger RNA from Struthio camelus australis, 8701 nucleotides. Lineage: Eukaryota; Metazoa; Chordata; Aves; Struthioniformes; Struthionidae. The record is from RefSeq and is a predicted model, not a curated record.